Molecule: messenger RNA, 1114 nt
Organism: Zea mays
Lineage: Eukaryota; Viridiplantae; Streptophyta; Magnoliopsida; Poales; Poaceae
Exons: 6
Coding region: 163-876 (237 amino acids)
Source: RefSeq, marked validated
AAGGCCAUGUCUGCCGCUGCACACCCCUGCUGCGUUUUUACCACAAAAAUGUCGAAACAUACAACCCAGUAGCAAAAAAGCACGAAAAAAAAACGGUUUUACAAGACCAUUUGCGGGAUAUACUUUCUUCAAGAAAUCUUCCCCACUUGUUCCCUCGCGUCCAUGGCCUUGCUCCAGCCUACUCUUCUCACUCCUCCCCCGCUCUGCUGCUGCUCGCAUGGCCUCCUCUACCCAGGGUUCCUGAAACUGCCUCCCAAAUUCUCAAAUGGGGCCUGCUGUUCCACGGCGAGGGCGUCGGACCGGAGCGAGCUGGCGGGUAAAAGCGGGGGCUUGGCUUGGAGAGCGGCGGGGAGAAAGGGGCGGCUGCUUGGCGUCACCGGAGCUGGGCGAGGCCCCUUCUUUGGCGGCGGCGGGAGGCGUAUGGACAAGGGCACUAGCCGGGUCGUGGGGAACCUCGCCUUCGCCGCCGUCGUGACGUACCUCGCCGUGACCGGCCAGCUCCGGUGGGUUAUUGACGCCAUCGUCUCUCUCUGGCUCCUCACAAUACUGCUGCCUGUACUGGCUCUCGGUGCAUUUUUCUUCUUUGCAGGACAAGAUAUACUGCAGGGCGAUUGUCCGAACUGUGGAAAAAGCUUCCAGAUACUGAAGUCAGCUUUGAAGGAUGGCCCACAACUCUGUCCCUAUUGCACUCAACCUUUCUCCGUUCAAGGCAACAAAUUUGUUAGAGAAUCUGCUAGAUUUUCAUCUGGGAGGGCUGCUACUGCUACAAAUGGUCCAGUGUUCAAUGAGUUCUUCAACCGCAACAUGAGAGGAGGAAACGCGGCGCCUUCUGAGACGAUCGUGGAUGUGGAGGCUGAAGUCAAGGACGUGGAGUGAUGUUUCUUCUCAGCAGAAGAAGAGCACGAUUUGCUUCUGAAUCUGUGAGAAAUGGGGAGAAAACUGAAACUGUGAGAGACUAGGCAAACGUGCAUAUAGAUAGAUGGGUAUCGGGGAUGGGUAGUUGUGUAGUGCCCGCGCGCAUGAGAAACUGGACAAGGCCCCUGUUUGUUUCAGCUUCUGGCAGCUUCUGGCCACCAAAAGCUGCUGCGGACUGUCAAACGCUCAGCUUUUCAGC